Molecule: messenger RNA, 834 nt
Organism: Spodoptera littoralis (African cotton leafworm)
Lineage: Eukaryota; Metazoa; Arthropoda; Insecta; Lepidoptera; Noctuidae
Source: the annotation of a GenBank genome assembly
AUGUGGUCCCUGUGGCGCGCUUGGAGCGUGUUGGCGUGCGCUUGCGCAGUGGCGGCGCAGCGUAUAGAUCAGGACGCCAUCAUGUCGCCGCGUCCGGCCCGUCUGCGGGAUAUGCGGCAAGACACCAAGACCGACGAACCGACUUGCGAUCAACUUAAGGCUAUGUGGAGAUUCUCAAAGCGGCAAGCUCGAGCGCCAGAAAUCAUGAAUGAAGUCAAUUCAUACCGUGAUCCGUUAAUGUACAACGAAUGGCCUGUAUACACUGCGAUACCCAGAGCCGCCCCCAGGUUCAGAUACCGGUUCCCGGCGCUACCCCGUGAAGAAUUCGGCAGAGUCAUAACUAAAGCACCAGCCAACGUCGUCCGCACUCCAGAUUAUGAUGAGAUGUUCGGCAUGCUGAACGUACCCCAUACAUCGGGUAAGAUCCUGCGAUACCCUGGCCCGUCACGCCCUCGAGGACCUAACUUCAUGGUACCGCCACAGCGAGACAGGUUUGAAGCUCUGAAGAAAAUGAUUCGUCAGGAACAUGUACUUGAGCUGCAAAGAAAAUAUGAAGCUGAACAAAAGCAAGAACUCAAGGACCUAACUUCUGGACGAGGUGAUGACUACGUGUACGGAUCAUAUGGUGAACAGGAGCCCCGAGGCUUGCAGCCACUGCAGAUGGAGUACCCUGCCGAUGAACCAACUUCUAGGCACAGCAAGAAGCCACCGGCUGGUAGUCGCCAGAUCUCGCAGUUCUCGCGCUACUCCGACGUGAUACUGCCACCGGCCCGCCGCGCUAUCUACCACCCCUACUUAGAGUACGCAGCCCCCGAAUUCGUCCCCUACUACUGA